AAAACCAUUUCAACAAACUUCACACCCCAUACCAUUCAAUCUUCAUCUGAUUCAUUUUCUGUUUCUCGUAUACCACAUCACAACUUCUUCAUCAGAUCUGUCGCUGAACUGCUCCGUUCGAUUUUCUUCCUUUUUUAAAAAAAAAAAGUAUUCCUAGAUGUGUAACAACGAUAUGUCGAGUUCUCGCUCUGAUCUCGGCGUGAUUCUCAUGUGACAUGGAUUUUGGGGUGAAAUUAGGAAAACCUAUAUCCAAAAAUCGGUGCUUGAAUCCAUUUGACGGAACUUGAUAAGUGCAUGUAAGGGUGUGGUAGUGAAGGGGGCAUUUGAGUUUUACGUUUUGUAGUGAAGAGGGUGUGGAGAAAACCAUGUUCUGGAGGGACCGUGAGAGGGAGAACAAAGAACUUAACGGUGGGGUGCUAUGUGGCCAGGUCAGAGUCCUCGUUGUCGGUGACUCAGGUGUUGGGAAGUCUUCUCUAGUUCACCUGAUUGUUAAAGGUUCUCCCAUUGCUCGCCCUCCUCAGACAAUUGGUUGUACAGUGGAUGUGAAGCGCACUACUUAUGGAAAUUCAGGCAGCUCUUCAAGUAGCCUUAAAGGGGAUUCUGAGAGAGAUUUCUUUGUUGAAUUGUGGGAUGUCUCAGGACAUGAGCGGUACAAAGAUUGCCGAUCUCUGUUUUAUUCACAGAUUAAUGGUGUAAUUUUUGUUCAUGAUCUUUCACAGAGAAGAACUAAGACUAGCUUGCAGAAGUGGGCAGCUGAGAUUUCUGCAACUGGGACAUUUUCAGCUCCUUUGGGUUCUGGUGGCCCUGGUGGCCUUCCUGUUCCAUAUAUUGUUAUUGGUAACAAAGCUGAUAUUGCCGCAAAAGAGGGUACAAGAGGAAGCAGCGGUAAUCUUGUUGAUGUUGCACGCCAGUGGGUUGAGAAGCAGGGUUUACUUCCUUCCAGUGAGGAGCUUCCACUGACCGAGAGUUUUCCUGGAAGUGGGGGCCUUAUCUCAGCUGCCAAAGAAGCAAGAUUUGACAAGGAGGCUGUGAUGAAAUUUUUUCGCAUGUUGAUCAGGAGAAGAUAUUUCUCAGACGAAAUACCUUCACCAGCAUGGUCCAUUCCUUCUGCUCAGAGACCUGCCCAGCGUAUCGAUGAAAAUUUCAUUGAAGAUGAUCAUCAGUCUUAUAAUACAGGUCGAAUGAGUGAUCCUUACAAGUAUAACAUGCUUCCGCCGCUUCCAGCACAACGCAAUUUAACUCCACCACCCACGCUCUAUCCUCAACAGCCAGUUUCAGUUUCAGAAAACUAUAGUUUCCCUAGAUUUUCUUUGUCUGGCUCCUCAGAAAUCAGCACUUCAGCAAGAACAAAGCGUUCUGAUAUUAAUGUCUGAAGAUCUCUGUAUUUGUUUCAGAGGUGUGGGAGAGGUAGGAGAAGGAUCUCAUGGCGUGAGAGAAACGUUGAAAGAAGCAGCUGAGAAGAGUUUCGACGUAAGCAAAGAUGCAGUUGAGGAAAGUGCUAAAUCAGCAGCAAAAGCGGUAGGAGGAGCAAUUCAUAAGACAGCAGAAAAGAUGAAGGAUACUACUCAUGAUUCUGAGAAAGAGUCAGAAGCAGAACUUUAAUUUAUUUUUUUUAGGAGAUAGCAAUCUCUGUCUGAAACAAUUUAUUCAUGGUAAACCUCUUUUUCUCUGUUUCCUUACAUUGUUCUAAUUUCAGCCACAUGCAUGGAAGAAUGGGGAAAAAAAAAUGUUACGUAAAACUGCAAAGAAUUUCUAGUACUGAAGAAUAGGUGACAAGAACUUGUCCGCAAUAUAUAUUUAAUUGUUUUUUAAAAAAAUGAAAUAAAGUUGUGGAUAGUAAUUUC
Molecule: messenger RNA, 1844 nt
Organism: Abrus precatorius (Indian licorice)
Lineage: Eukaryota; Viridiplantae; Streptophyta; Magnoliopsida; Fabales; Fabaceae
Product: small GTPase LIP1
Exons: 8
Coding region: 366-1373 (335 amino acids)
Biological process (GO): intracellular protein transport
Cellular component (GO): endomembrane system
Molecular function (GO): GTPase activity
Source: RefSeq, a predicted model, not a curated record